AUGACAACAGAUACACCCAUCAUCAACCGCGAAACACAACACGAGCGUGUUCAUCUGGCGCUUAAGUAUAUCCUUGGACUUAUCCCUACCGGCGCGACAUCUUUAUUCCCCUUGCUUGCAAAAGAGUUCCCACACAAGCGCGAGUCGAUCUAUGCCCAUACAGUAUACGUCAAAAAUAUCCUCCGCGUCCUAGAAUACGCACCCGUCCUCCGCACACAGAUCCUUGGCCUUGUCAUCGACAGGAUCAUUCAAGUCGAUGUUGAGAUUCAGGUAGAGCUGGAAGAACUGGAGGAUUCGGACACAGAGGUUGCAUACGAUUUUGAUACUGCAGAUGACGACGACGGGAUUUCAGAUGAAUCGGACUCGGACUCGGACGACGAUUCAGAUUCGGGAUCAGACUCGGAUGGCACUCCGGUUGCAGUUUUGGACAUCAAGGAGAUGACAAAGAAGCUCGAUGGCAUGCUAUUCCUGGUCUUUUCAUACCUCGAAGGUUACAUCAACAGCUGCCGGCAUCUUCCUACACAGAAUGGGCGCAUGCCCGCCCCUGUCGAGGAGUUAUUCCUCGUCCUCUUGCAGAUCUUUAUGAACACCAUCUUGCAGACAUUCAAGUCUCGACACACCCAGUUCAUCAUCUUUUACAUGGUCUCGCUUUCACCUCAAUUUUCAGACUACUUCCUGGGCGCUCUCGGCACCAAGAUUCUUGACAAGUCACAACCCGAGGUGAUUCGAGUGUCGGCAGCGGCAUACAUGUCGUCGUUUGUGUCAAGAGCAAAGUACCUCGACAUCCGACAAGUCCUCAUGGUGAUCGACAUGCUUGGCAACUUUGUGUUGGAGUUGGUCGCACAAGUUGAUACAGGAUCGAAUGUACUCCCGGAUGCCGAUCGGUACGCCGUCUUUUACGCCGUCGUUCAAGCUCUGAUGUAUAUUUUCUGUUUCCGCUGGCGAGUUUUGGAGAUUCGGAGCAGCAAGGACGAUUUUGACACUGCUGGUAUGAUUGUCGGCAGCAUGGACUCACCUGAUGUCAAUUCUUCUCGAAGAGUCGGCCGGCAGUGGCAUUCAGGAUUGAACAGUCUUCAGCGAGUCGUCACCAGUCGCCUUAACCCCCUCAAGAUGUGCUCGUCGAAUGUGGUGAAGCAGUUUGCAAGGAUCUCACAGUCGCUUGACUUCAUGUACAUCUACCCGAUUCUGGAACAAAAUAAGAAAAUCUACAUCCCACGACACGCAGCACGGCCAGACUCGGACAUGCUGGGAGCUGGAAGCGGCGGCAACCGCAAUGGGGCUGGAGCUAGCGGUAGUGGCAGUCCAGCGGUGGGUGGGCAGUUGCCCCACGAGCUCGAGACCUUCUUUCCCUUUGACCCUUACCGCCUCCACCGGAGUGCGCCCUUCAUGCAGGGUAUCUACCAAGAGUGGGAGAGCGAGGAUGAGGAUGAAGACGAUGAGGAUGAGGAUGAGUAUGAUGAGGAUGAGGAUGUAGAAUAUGAAUACGAGGAAGACGAUGAUGAGGAGUUGCAGGAUAUCGGUCGUCACAGCGGUUCAAUGAACAGCGAAGGUGAGGACGACGAGGGCGAGGAUGAUGAUGAGGCUGAGAUGAACAAGUCGAUUAUGUCCAUGAGUAUCAGCCCGAGUCCUGCACAUUUCCUCGUCCAAGGAAUAACUGGACGCAAGUGA
Molecule: messenger RNA, 1668 nt
Organism: Linnemannia hyalina
Lineage: Eukaryota; Fungi; Mortierellomycota; Mortierellomycetes; Mortierellales; Mortierellaceae
Source: the annotation of a GenBank genome assembly